CAGAGGAAAAUAUUUUCGUGAUCAUACUGAAAACUCAGCAUCAGAUGCGUUUAGCCUCAUGCCCUGAGAGCUGUGAGUCAAAGCAGAAACAGCCUUCAGGCCGGAUGUGGGUUCCCUUAAGGAGGCUGGCUCGUAGCACGGGAUUCAUUCUGCAACAGGCGGAAAGAGGGACCAGGCGGGAUGAAGAGGUUACUGGUCCUUGCGCUGUCUCUGGCUUUACUGAUUGUCUUCUCAGGGUCCUCCCCGAUUCUGAUGGAAAAGCAGGCUAAACAGCUCCUGAGAUCCCGGCGCCAGGACAGGCCAAGCAAACCCGGGUUCCGUGAUGAGCCCAUGCGGGAGUACAUGCACCACCUGCUCCUCCUGGAGCACCGUGCUGAGGAGCAGUUCCUGGAGCACUGGCUGAACCCUCACUGCAAGCCCCACUGCGACAGGAAUGUGGUCCAUCCCGUGUAAGUGGCUCAGGACCAGCCUCUGCAAAGAACGUUUUGAUAAAACAACAGCCCGGAUACUGUUGAAACUGGAUGAGGCUCCUUCUUUCAUUUAUUUUUCAGCUGUGGAAUGGAUGUCUUCAGACCUUGUGAAUUGUGGGCAUAGCAAAGGUUGCCUUGGGGAUUGAUGGCAAAUAUUUACGCUACUUCAUUUUACUAAACUGCACAACUCAUUAAAACCAAUAGCUUAAACCCUAGACCCCUGCCCCCCCCUCCCCUGCAAUGGCCCUCCUCCUGAUUUGAAAGGGUGGGCAGAGGGGAAUAUUUCCUGGGGCUGGGACCUCUGGAAAGGAGAGGUGUUAUCUUGGAGGCCUGAAGCAUGCCGCUUGGGGCUGCAGGGGUUUUGGCCCUUGCUUUUCUCUCUCUCUUCUUUUCUGCUCUAAUAAACAUCAGUGUUAAGCCUGC
Molecule: messenger RNA, 893 nt
Organism: Phacochoerus africanus (Common warthog)
Lineage: Eukaryota; Metazoa; Chordata; Mammalia; Artiodactyla; Suidae
Gene: C14H17orf67
Product: chromosome 14 C17orf67 homolog
Exons: 4
Coding region: 181-453 (90 amino acids)
Source: RefSeq, a predicted model, not a curated record